Messenger RNA from Balaenoptera musculus (blue whale), 2583 nucleotides. RefSeq names its product beta 3-glucosyltransferase (gene B3GLCT). The coding region runs from base 109 to 1503 and encodes 464 amino acids. Gene Ontology annotation, molecular function: acetylglucosaminyltransferase activity. NCBI's taxonomy places the organism in Eukaryota, Metazoa, Chordata, Mammalia, Artiodactyla, Balaenopteridae. The transcript has 15 exons. Gene Ontology annotation, cellular component: membrane. The record is from RefSeq and is a predicted model, not a curated record.
AGGAGGGUCAGCCGCGGCGGCAGGGGCGGCGGCGGCAGCGGCGCAGCUCCGUUCCCUGCGCGUCUCCCGUCCCCGCGUCCGGACAGGGCGCGCAGCCCCGCCACCGGGAUGCGGCCGCCUGCCCGCCGCGGCCGCCGCCUGGCGCUCCCGGCACUGCUCUCGCUGCUCACCUGCUCCCUGGCUUUUGCUUUGGUUUCUAAAGAUGUGAAGAAGGAAGUCAAACAGUCUAAGAAUUUGGAGAAAAGUGGUAUAUCAGAGAAAAAUGACAUAGAUUUAAAAGGAAUUGCAUUUGUCAUCCAGAGUCAAAGUAAUUCUUUUCAUGCAAAGAAAGCAGAACAGUUAAAACAAAGCAUCUUAAAGCAAGCUGCAGAUCUUACACAGGAAGUCCCCAGAGUCCUCCUCCUUCACCAGCUGGCUCAGCAGGAAGGCGCGUGGACCAUACUUCCGUUGUUACCGCACUUUUCUGUAACAUAUAGCAGAAAUUCAUCAUGGAUUUUCUUCUGUGAAGAAGAGACAAGAAUACAAAUUCCACAACUCUUAGAAGCACUCAGAAGAUAUGACCCAUCAAAGGAAUGGUUUCUAGGAAAAGCAUUACAUGAUGAAGAAUCCACAAUAAUUCACCAUUAUGCCUUUUCCGAAAAUCCUACAGUUUUUAAAUAUCCAGACUUUGCUGCUGGCUGGGCCCUUAGUAUUCCACUGGUAAACAAGCUUACCAAGAGAUUAAAGAGCGAGUCCCUGAAAUCCGACUUUACAAUAGAUUUAAAACAUGAGAUCGCUCUCUACAUCUGGGACAGAGGUGAUGGACCGCCCCUCACUCCUGUGCCUGAGUUUUGUACAGACGGUGUGGACUCUUCCUGUGCCACCACAUUUCAUUCUUUUCUACCGCUUUGUGGAAAUCCAGUGAAGAAGAAGGAUAUUUUUGUUGCAGUAAAGACAUGCAAGAAAUUUCAUGGUGACAGAAUCCCCAUCGUAAAGCAGACUUGGGCGGGGCAGGCAGGUCACAUCGAAUACUACAGCGAUUACGCAGACAGUUCCAUUCCAACGGUGGAUCUGGGAAUUCCUAAUACAGAGAGAGGUCAUUGUGGAAAGACAUUUGCCAUCUUGGAAAGAUUUCUGAAUCACAGCUAUGACAAAAUAGCAUGGUUAGUCAUUGUGGAUGAUGACACAUUAAUAAGCAUCUCCAGGCUCCAGCACCUACUGAGCUGUUACGAUGCCAGUGAACCCGUGUUUCUGGGAGAGCGUUACGGCUACGGCCUGGGCACCGGCGGCUACAGCUACGUCACAGGAGGAGGAGGGAUGGUCUUCAGCAGAGAGGCAAUCAGGAGACUUCUCGCCAGCAAGUGUCGCUGCUACAGCAAUGACGCUCCUGAUGAUAUGGUCCUGGGGAUGUGCUUUAGUGGGUUAGGAAUCCCUGUGACACACAGCCCUCUCUUCCAUCAGAUUCCAGAAGUGAUUAAUUGCCUCUCAGGAGUCAUCUCUGCAAGUGAAGAGCUGGAUUAUUAAGCAUUAGAAUGUGCUAAUCAUUUCUGAUAAAUGAGGUCAUGAAAAGACAAGACAAAACUAGAAGAGUAAAAUGCAUCCAAAGAGGCAUCUGUGAUGCUGAGAAGUCUGUAAUCAACCUCUGCGCCCAAAAUGCCAAAAGGAAAUCCCAGACAGGCAGGGUCAGUGUGAGCAAGGAGGACUUAGGAGCAGAGGCGGAGCAGGGUGGGAAGCUGUACACGCAGAAAGAGAGCUGGCUUAACCUGCAUGAGAGGGACAGAAAUUGGGCAAAAUGUCAACCUUCUUAUCUGUAAAGAUUAUAGCACACUGAACAGUGUAACAAAUGGAGACUGAUUGUAUUUUAGACACACUUUUUUUUUUUUUACAGCUGUACUGAGGUAUGAUUUAUAUACCAUACACAAUUCACACACAGUAAUGGUGUGAAUGGUACCUUGAAAAUUUUUAGCAAAUUUCCAGAGCUAGGCAACCGCAAACCCGGUUUUAAAACACUAGGAUCAUGCCCCCCAAAUUCCCUUGCGUGAAUCUGCAUUCAUUCCCCACCGCCAUUCGCAGACCCAGGACACCACUGAUUUGCUUUGUCUCCGUAGUGUUUCCUUUUCUAGGCUUUCCCUACUCUGAAAGACAUGCCUAAUUCCAAGUUACAGCAGCGGACAGGCAGUGGGAAUGCCCAAAAUUCCUUGCCCCACCUUGCCACACAACCAUGUAUGGCCAAAGUUUCUUUAGUUUCUUUAGACCUGGGAAAUAAGUUUUUCUGCCUCUUUGCAGAAGUCAUAAUAGUAACUUAAAUGACUUACCAAGGAGAACUUUUCAUAGUUAUUACCACAGUUGAGGAAUAUCCCAGAGGCAUGACUGUGGAACCUAGAAGCAAAAAGCGAUGCAUUUGGGAUACGAAAGUAAUUGGGGAUGCAGAAGCAAAGAGCCUACACUUAGAGGGAAGAUUUUAGUGGAAAAGAUUUUCCUUCUUGCUUUUAGAUUCCCAUAACCAACAUCAGAUAUUGAAGGAGAGCAAUCGUUUCAUGCAUUUAAAUGCUAUUCUGAAGCAAAAUUGUUUUCGAUGAGUGAGAGAGCGGGAUUCUCUGUUCU